UGCAGCGUGCGGUGUGAGGGGCGGGACCCGGCUGCCUGCGUAGGGUCUAGCUGGGGGAAGUUGGGCCAUGCUGGUGGGCCAGGGCGCGGGGCCGCCGGGGCCCGCGGUGGUCGCCGCCGCGGUGGUGCUGCUGCUGAGCGGCGUGAGGCAGGCGCACGGCCCGGAGGACAUCGUGGUGGGCUGCGGUGGCUUCAUCAAAUCGGACGUUUAGAUCAACUACACGCUCAUCGAGAUAAAGCUGUACACCAAGCAUGGGACUUUGAAAUACCAGACAGACUGUGCCCCUAAUAAUGGUUACUUUAUGAUCCCUUUGUAUGAUAAGGGGGAUUUCAUUCUGAAGAUUGAGCCUCCCCUAGGGUGGAGUUUUGGAUGUCCUGGGCUGCAAUGUCUCACCAGUGCCUGGGUUCCAGCCCCAAGACGAGAGUCUGGUGUAUUUGUGCUACACGGUCUCCAGAGAAGAUGGCUCAUUCUCCUUCUAUUCAUUGCCAAGUGGGAGCUACACUGUGAUUCCGUUCUAUCGAGGGGAGAGGAUUACCUUUGAUGUGGCACCUUCCAGACUUGACUUCACAGUGGAGCAUGACAGCCUGAAAAUCGAGCCCAUGUUCCACGUCAUGGGAUUCUCCGUCACCGGGAGGGUCUUCAACGGACACGAAGGAGAUGAUGUUCCAGAAGCAGUAGUCACCCUGAAUAACCAAAUCAAAGUUAAAACAAAAGCUGAUGGCUCAUUCCGCCUUGAGAACAUAACCACAGGGACAUACACCAUCCAUGCUCAGAAAGAGCACCUCUACUUUGAAAUGGUCACCAUCAAAAUUGCACCGAACACACCUCAGCUGGCUGACAUUAUUGCAACAGGGUUCAGUGUCUGUGGUCAGAUAUCAAUCAUUCGCUUCCCCGACACCGUCAAGCAGAUGAGUAAAUACAAAGUUGUCCUGUCAUCUCAAGACAAGGACAAGUCUUUGGUCACCGUGGAGACGGAUGCUCAUGGAUCAUUUUGUUUUAAAGCAAAACCAGGGACUUACAAAGUUCAGGUGAUGGUUCCUGAGGCAGAGACCAGAGCAGGGCUGACAUUGAAACCCCAGACAUUUCCUCUUGCUGUGACCGACAGGCCCGUGAUGGAUGUGGCCUUUGUACAGUUCUUGGCAUCAGUUUCUGGGAAAGUCUCUUGUUUGGACACCUGCGGUGACUUGCUGGUGACUCUACAGUCCCUGAGCCGCCAGGGUGAGAAGCGGAGCCUCCAGCUCUCCGGCAAGGUCAACUCCAUGACUUUCACCUUUGACAACGUGCUCCCUGGAAAAUACAAAAUAGGCAUCAUGCAUGAGGAUUGGUGCUGGAAGAACAAGAGCCUGGAGGUGGAAGUGCUAGAGGAUGACGUGUCUGCAGUUGAGUUCAGGCAGACGGGCUACAUGCUGAGAUGUUCCCUGUCUCACGCCAUCACUCUGGAAUUUUAUCAGGAUGGAAAUGGACGUGAGAAUGUGGGGAUUUAUAACCUCUCCAAAGGAGUCAACCGAUUCUGCCUGUCCAAGCCUGGUGUGUACAAAGUGACCCCUCGCUCCUGCCACCGGUUUGAGCAAGCGUUCUACACCUAUGACACGUCUUCACCUAGUAUCUUGACAUUGACAGCCAUUCGCCACCAUGUCCUUGGAACUAUCACCACCGACAAAAUGAUGGAUGUCACUGUGACUAUCAAUUCGUCCAUUGACAGUGAACCCGCCUUGGUCUUAGGCCCUCUGAAGUCUGUGCAGGAGCUGCGGAGGGAGCAGCAGCUGGCGGAGAUCGAGGCCCGCAGGCAGGAGAGGGAGAAGAACGGCAAAGAGGAAGGCGAAGGAAGAAUGACCAAGCCUCCCGUGCCGGAGAUGGUAGAUGAGUUACAAGGCCCCUUCUCAUAUGAUUUCUCUUACUGGGCACGGUCUGGAGAGAAAAUCACUGUUACACCAUCAUCUAAAGAGCUGCUCUUUUAUCCCCCUUCAAUGGAAGCCGUUGUCAGUGGAGAAAGCUGCCCAGGGAAGCUGAUUGAGAUCCACGGGAAGGCAGGCCUGUUUUUAUAAGGCCAGAUCCACCCCGAGUUGGAAGGAGUCGAGAUUGUCUUCAGUGAAAAGGGGGCAAGUUCACCCCUGAUCACAGUCUUUACUGAUGACAAAGGUGCCUACAGUGUUGGCCCCCUGCACAGUGACCUGGAGUACACGGUGACCUCACAGAAGGAGGGCUAUGUUCUGACUGCGGUGGAAGGAACCAUCGGAGACUUCAAGGCCUAUGCCCUGGCAGGCGUAAGCUUUGAGAUAAAAGCUGAGGAUGACCAGCCGCUCCCGCGAGUCCUAUCCCUGAGCGGUGGCCUGUUUCGUUCCAACCUCUUGACCCAGGACAACGGCAUUCUGACAUUCUCAAACCUGUUUUACUCUUGUUGCCCUGGCUGGAGUGCAAUGGCGUGUCCUCAGCUUACUGAAACUCUGCCUCUUGGGUUCAAGUGAUUCUUCUGCCUCAACCUCCUGAGUAGCUGAGGGAGGUGUCUUCAGGCUCAGGGAAUUAUCAUCUGGAGAAGGUGGAAGAGGUACGAAAAAAGAGUCGGGAGGUGUCUUGCGUCUCCUAAAAUCAUCAGCUCCAUGAAAUGAUACAGGUCCCCGGCAACACUUCACGGGCGGUUUCUGUGGUGUCAGAAAAUCAUGAAGUGCAGAAGGUGGAAGAGGUACCAGAAGCCACCCGGGAGGUGUCUUAAGGCUCAGAGAAUCAUCAGCUGGAGAAGGUGGAAGAGAUAUGAAAAAAGAGUUGGGAGGUGUCUUGCGUCUCCUAAAAUCAUCAACUCAAGAAGAUGGUAAAGGUCCCCGGCGACAGUCGAUGGGAGGUGUCUCUGGUGUCACAAAAUCAUCUACUGGAGAAGGUGGAAGAGGUACCAGAAGACACUCGGGAGGUGUCUUGAGGCUCAGAGAAUCAUCAGCUGGAGAAGGUGGAAGAGGUACAAAAAAAGAGUCAGGAGGUGUCUUGUGUCUCCUAAAAUCAUCAGCUCGAAGAAAUACAGGUCUCCGGCGACACUCAACGGGCGGUUUCUGUGGUGUCAGAAAAUCAUGCACUGGAGAAGGUAGAAGAGGUACCAGAAGACACUCGGGAAGUGUCUUGAGGCUCAGAGAAUCAUCAACUGGAGAUGGUGGAAGAGGUACAAAAAAAGAGUCGGGAGGUGUCUUUCUCCUAAAAUCAUCAGGUCAAGAAGAUGGUACAGGUCCCCGGCGACACUCGAUGGGAGGUGUCUCUGGUGUCACAAAAUCCUCAACUGGAGAAGGUGGAAGAGGUACCAGAAGACACUCGGGAGGUGUCUUGAGGCUCAGAGAAUCAACUACCAGAGAAGGUGGUAGAGGUACGAAAAAAGAGUCGGGAGGUGUCUUGCGUCUCCUAAAAUCAUCAGGUCAAGAAGAUGGUACAGGUCCCCAGCGACACUCGAUGGGAAGUGUCUCUGGUGUCACAAAAUCAUCAACUGGAGAAGGUGGAAGAGGUACCAGAAGACACUCGGGAGGUGUCUUGAGGUUCAGAGAAUCAACUACCGGAGAAGGUGGUAGAGGUACGAAAAAAGAGUCGGGAGGUGUCUUGCGUCUCCUAAAAUCAUCCACUCAAGAAGAUGGUGCAGGUCCCCGGUGACACUCGAUGGGCAGUUUCUGUGGUGUCAGAAAAUCAUCCACUGGAGAAGGUGGAAGAGGUACGAGAAGACACUCGGGAAGUGUCUUGAGGCUCAGAGAAUCAGCUGGAGAAGCCCGAAGAGAUACGAAAAGACCCUCUGGAGGUGUCUUGAGUCUCAGAAAAUCAUCAGCUGGAGGAAGUUGUUCCGGUCCCAGGGGACAGUCAACAGGAGGUGUCUGUGGUCUCAGAAUCAUCAACUGAAGAAGGUGGAAGAGGUACCAGAAGACAGUCGGGAAGUGUUUUGAGGCUCACAAAAUCAUCAGCUGGAGGAAAUAGUACAGGUCCCGGGUGACACUCGACUUGAGGUGUCUCUCUUCUCAGAAAAUCAUUACUUGUAGAAUGUGGUUGAGGUCCUACUGGACACUGUAGUCGAGAAAGAGUCAGAGGUCUCAGACAACCUUUAGCUGAUGGAAGUGGUUGACCUCCCAGAUGACACUGAGUUGGAGGAGGUGCCUGGCGGCCCAUCAUUUUUCUUAGAGCUUCAGCUGUGAGGUAGGGCCAGUAGGGCAAUCCUGAGGAAUGAUGAUGCUCCACUGCAGCCAUUCUGACCUGUGGGGCCGAAGGAGGAAAUGUUUUCACACAUAUUGAUUUGAUGGACAAAAUUACCACCACCAACACAGGCUGCACCUUCUGUUGCUGGUGAUAGAUUUUUGCACCUUUCCAUCCUCCACGUUUCAAAAUAGCAGUAUCAGUGUCAUAAUAUCACCCUUCCAGUGAGUACUGCCGAUAGCUGGGGGGUAAAGUCAUUGGGACACACUGCUGUCUCCACAUGCCACUGUGUCUGUCUGCAAAUGUAGGCAGGCUGGGGUCCUGCCCCAGGGAAGACAGAGUCAUAACAGAGUAAUAAGAAGCAUGUUUGAGACACAAGAGUGUGUAUGUCUAUCCUCAUUCCUUCCUCACAGCCAUCACCAGAGCAUGUUUCCUGCACCAGGUCAACAGAGAGUAAGAGAGGCAUGAAAAGCCCAUUGUCCACACGUGUUGCAACUUCUUUUUGGAGAAUGUUUUCCAGGCCUUUUUUGUUCUGUGUCUGAUUCUCAGAACUCUGCAAGGUCAGUAUGACCACCCUGCUCCAAAUCUAAGAAAACAGAGGUUUCCAGAGGAAGGAGAAAUUGUGCCCAGGGUCACACAGCUUGCAAGAGGCAGAGUGGAAGUUGAUUCCAGCUCUGCCUGCAGGACCGUCUGAUUUCCCCUCUGUUUCCCUUCUUGACAAAGGAUCUUCUUCACUCUGGAGGUGCCACCCGUGAGAACAAAGAGCUCUGGAGAGAUGUGGAUUCCUGAAGAGCUGCAGGGGAACUGGGAGAGGGUUUUCUGACAGAACGAUCUUACCUCUAGAAGUCAGUCAGGCAUGACUGUAAUAUUUCUUUUCACUCCCAGGUAAUACCAAAUUGUAAGUGCACUAGGACAUAAAGAAUACUUUUGUCCAUGGAAAAAUGAGGUGGGAAUUCUAAACAAAGCAAGUUUUAAAACUGUGUUUCACUUCAAGUGUACAAGUCCCAUCAUGUGUAAUCAUAGGCCUCGGCAGCUUUUUAAGGUACAGAGGCCACACAAGACCCAGCUUAGCUGAACAUCAUUUAAGGCCUUCAUUUGGAAUUGUCCCUCUGGGUAAUAAGUUACAUUCACUCUUCAAUAAUUUACAGUCAGGGCCUAUUUGCUGUUACAAAUAUGGAACCUCUGACACUUAGAAUAUUAGAUCAGGGGCCUCACUGGGUGGGGAUGAAGGUGUUUUUGCACAACAGGGUCACCAACAGGGAUGGGACUGUGAUGAACUAUGGAAUUGGCCUUGUCAAAGAGCAUUCAAAAUUGCACAGAGCACAAAUUAAUGUUAGAUUAAUGCGUUUUCACUAUUUUCACUUCUGGGAAUACAGCAGAUAUUUCGAACGUUAAUCACCUACAUUAUAGCAGAAUGCAAACAAUCACAGCAAAAGAAAGAAAAUCCUACGUAUUUUGGAAAUGAGACCCCACAACAUCUUGGGUAAAGUGGAUCAGUCAGAGUUCACUGCGCCAUGAGACCUAGAGUAGUGGAGGUCAGUGGUGCCUCCUUGUGUUAUUUCUGGAAACAGAACAGUAAAAGCCCUUCAGCCCUCGGUCCCUGAGCUUUUGUGGAUUCUGGAGGUGCCACCAAUGAUGAUCAGCUGGAAUGGAGAAGCCUGAAAGCUCAUGGGGACGAUUUUGCUUCUCAAGAAGUCGAGACAGAAAAGGCACCACAGAACCCACAGAGCAGAGGCCAGGCCAGGAGAGGGCGUUGUCGGAAAAGACCAAAGUGUCCUGAUAUAGGAAGAGUGAAAAUGUCCCCAGCGUUUCCCUUUGUCUUCUGUUUUCAGCUGGGACGCAGCUGCUGUUCCUUAUCGGAACCAAAUGAGGUCCUGAAUCUGCUAAGGGCCAGAGAAGGGAAUGGGGCUAAAUCUGGGUUGCAUCUUCUUUGCAGAAUAAGAAACCCUCCACACCCUCCGCUGCCAUCUCACUCCCUGCCACACAGGUCCGUUACCAGAGGCACAGGGUUUAUUGACCACAUGCCUCAGAAGACUCUGGAGCCCUCUGGACCCUCAUCCUUGUGGAAGAUACCAGAGAGCCCUGGUCCAGGGGUAUUCUUAACUCUCAACAGGCUGUGAACAGGGUGGGCUCUAACCAGCUGGAAAUGAGCUCUAAAUCAGUACAUAUCAGAGGAAAUCGCUCAUCAUGUGAGCACAGAGUCAAAAUAGGAACAGCCAUGGUUGGAAGAAUAUCAAUAAACCCUGGACAGGAACAGCACUGCUCCUCUUCAAGCCAUAGGGACAUUUAAAAUUCUGUGGAUUCAUAGUUAAUCUAACUUUCAUACCUGGCCAGGUAUUAUCAAUACUUAGACGAAAAGUGAAAGGCAGAGACUACUAUAAUGUCCAUGAAGGGUGGCUAGAGUCACCUUCAUUAUAGCCCAGCAGAGACAGGGAAAGGAAGGAGUUGUGAGCAGAGUUUGGGGCCUCAAACAGUGGGGGUUAUUCGUGCAGCCCAGGAAAGGCUCCCCAAAGCCAGGAGCAACCUCCCUUGCAGGCCAGUCCCUCAUGGAGGCAUGGCCAGGCACCUUAGAUUUGAGACCAGCUGUGUUGCUGCUGACCAGCUGAGUGACCCUGGGCUGAUUUCCUUCCAUACAAUGGGAGUGCCAAUGGCUGCGUGCAAAGACUGAGGAUAGGAGGAAGCAAUCUGUUGAGCACCCGUGUACCUGAGUGUCAUCACCUCCCAAGGGCAUCUUUUGUUCCAGAACUGGCACCUUGGCCCUUGGCCACUAAAGGCAGUGAUGAUGGUAACAGCAGUAAAUCAUCAUUUACAGCUGAUGAGGGAAGGCCAGGGGUAGGGCUCCUGGGUCCUGGAUAAGAAUGAGGGUGUGGGCACUCCUGGGGACAGCUGAGUGGUAGGAUUCCUGGGUCCUCAGGGGGCAGUUCCAUCUUCAGUGGCAUUGGGCCUAGGCUGGGAUGCUGAGUUCACCACUGGAGCAUCAGCAGUACAGGCAGGCACAGAGGCAGUGGAUCCAUCGGAGGUGGCAGGUGUAGGAUCCUCUGGUGAGCAAGUAGAGUCACCAAGCCUGGCUGACCACUACCCCCACAGAUGAUGCCCUGUCCCUUGCCUCAUGCUCCGGCAGGGUACAGGCUCACACCUGGGGCCUCAUGGAGCAUCUCUCUAAAACCUCUGUGUCUUGGUCAUCGAAUGGGCACUUGAGUCACCCAGGGCCAUUGGAACAAAGAGGAAGAAUCAGGCCCCACGAUGUUUUGGGAGAGUGUUUAGCACAGGAAAAUGCACAGAAUACAUGCAUGACAUGGGGGCACUGUCGGUGUGGGAGCAAUAGUUUACAACCUCCAGCCCUAAUCUGAGCACUCUCACCUGUGCAAUCUGAAAGGAACAGGAGACUUGCAGGAAAGAUAGUGCCUGGAUUUAACUUAAAGGAACUAAAAUGUUGGAAUUUUCACUCUUGAUAUCCUUCCAAAUCAACUCUUUGAAUGUUCCCAUCCUCAAAACUAUCAUAUGGGGUAACUGAGGCAGUCUGAUUUACUGACUCAAUGUCACUCGUUUGAUUCUGAGUUCACUGCUGAUUACAUCUGACCCAACUGCUUUUUUGAAGUGUACCCCGUUUAAUCAUGUUGGUGAUGAUUUAGUGCAGCUCUGGGACAAACUUCACCUGGUUGAGGAUAAAGCAAAUCCGCUGUUUGUAACAAGGAGUUAGUAACAAGGAGGCCUGGUGACCGCCUAAGUGUCCAGUCACGGGGACCACCGGGUCAAGGCCGAGAGGAUGGAGACCGCGUCACAGGCACCUCGCUGCUGAAAUGGAGGGUGGUAGGGAAAACUUAGAAGAUUAUGCAAUGGGCUGGCAGGGCUGUACCCAGCCGCCCUGGUACGCAGAGACUCAAGAAACCUCUGGGGUCCUGUUUUCUGGUCGUGUGAUCCCAGGAGUGCACAUGGGCCCCUCAUGUGUCUGAAUAGAAGGGCACUGGAGGGAGGGCCGAAACCCCUGCAGUCUUACUCUGCUGGUGUAGCGGUCACCUGCCAACUCCCACCCCACCCUGCACCGCGGGCUCCUGAGUCGGCAGAUUAAGCAUUUUAUAAAUUGUAUUUUAAAUACAUGUUUUAAACUUGUCA
This is a messenger RNA of Symphalangus syndactylus (siamang), 8262 nucleotides long. RefSeq names its product BOS complex subunit NOMO3-like. Gene Ontology annotation, molecular function: carbohydrate binding. Gene Ontology annotation, cellular component: endoplasmic reticulum membrane. The record is from RefSeq and is a predicted model, not a curated record. Lineage: Eukaryota; Metazoa; Chordata; Mammalia; Primates; Hylobatidae.